Molecule: messenger RNA, 2596 nt
Organism: Melozone crissalis (California towhee)
Lineage: Eukaryota; Metazoa; Chordata; Aves; Passeriformes; Passerellidae
Gene: CGRRF1
Product: cell growth regulator with ring finger domain 1
Exons: 6
Coding region: 51-1079 (342 amino acids)
Biological process (GO): negative regulation of cell growth
Source: RefSeq, a predicted model, not a curated record
AUUGAGGGCAGCGGCUUCAGUCGCAGGCUGAGGGCGGCGCGGCCAGCCCGAUGGCUGCCGUGUUCCUGGUUACGCUGUACGAGUAUUCGCCGCUGUUUUACAUCGCCCUGGUGUCCGUCUGCUUCCUCGUCACCAGCGCGCUCGUUCUCGGCUGGUUUGGUUUGGGUGUUCCUGUCAUUCUGAGGAACUCAGAAGAGGCAGAAUCCAGCACAAGGGUAUUGAAAAAGCGGAUGAGACAAGUGAAAAAUCCUUUUGGGUUGGAGAUCCAUAAUCCUGCUGCAGCUUCAGUAACAAGGGGCGUAACACUGACACCUGACUGCCUGGAGGACUGUGUCCUUACCUGCUACUGGGGCUGCAAUGUCCAGAAACUCCACGAAGCUCUGCAGAAACACGUCUACUGCUUCAGGAUAAAGACUCCUCAGGCAUUAGAGGAUGCUCUCUACAACGAAUACCUCUACAAACAGCAGCAAACCAUUAAAAAAAAUGACAAGGCAGAGAAAUAUUGUCAGUUAGCAGAAGAUGCUCAAGUUGUGGAUUUUGGCCCCGUGCCUAGAGCUCGCUAUCCCUUGGUAGCACUGCUGACGUUAGCAGAUGAAGAGGACAGAGAAAUAUAUGAUAUUAUUGCAAUGGUGGCUGUAAUUCACGUUCCUGAUGAAAGCUACAGACUCUCCUGCCGAAUUCUGUAUCAGUAUCUCCUGCUAGCUCAAGGUCAAUACCAUGACCUGAAGCAACUCUUCAUGUCUGCAAAUAGUCCUGCACCCUCCUGCAGUGACACCUUCCCUGGUGAGAGCAGCACUGACAGAGGGCUGCUGGAAAAGGCUGGGCUGGCUGGAGAUGAACCAGAAUUGCAGGAAGAAAACAGCAAAGACUGUGUGGUGUGCCAGAAUGGCCCUGUGAACUGGGUCCUGCUGCCCUGCAGACACACGUGCCUGUGUGAUGGCUGCAUCAGGUAUUUCCAGCAGUGCCCCAUGUGCAGGCAGUUCGUGCAGGAGUCUUUUCCACUUUGCAGCAAAAAGGAGCAAGAUGAGGAUGAGUCGACCCGUGUCUUGCAAGAUGUUCUUCCUGGAAGAGUUUUUUAACAGGAGUUAAAAAUAAAAGACCUGGGUUAUGUGCACUAAGAUUAAAUGUGGAAGCCAGACUAUUUAUGGGAGGAUAUGUAGUGUUAACUUGUAGGAUUUUGCUUUUUUUUUGUUGGGUAAUUUUCAGCUUCCUUAUUUUUCCUCGCUCCAUAUGCUCACAGGAGCGCUGCUUCCCCGUGCAAUGUGGACAGGAGAAGUGCGUGGGAUAGCUCCGAAGGAUGUGAAUUUAUUUAUAACUGCUUCCUAGAUUUUCUUGGAGCACUGUUGGAGGCUAUUUUGACUACUAAAUUUAGGCUGUCUACUAAAAAAAGAAUAAAACUUGCAAGUGCAGUUGCCCAAGGCUCAUUCUAUAUUUAUUGUGUUUAAAAUACUAGAGCUGUAUAUCAUUUUAACUCGGUAUAAUUUAGGAACUUAGCACUUUACAGAAUGUACCAUAUGAAGGAAAGUAAAUAUUCUUCAGCGUUAACCCUGUGUGUGUUUAUUUUGUAGCAGAAGGUUGGGCUGUGGCAGGAGCUGGGGGUUCAAGGUGGGGCUCAGGACACUGUUUCUGCCUGGUUUGGAGGAUUUGUGUGUGAGGGCCUUCAGCCAAAGCCCUUUGGAAAGAUUUUUGUUGAUGAUUCUUGAACUGCAUGUUGAUGACACUUUCAAGCCUGAGCCCCUGCGAUGACAUCUUGUGACACAGACUUUCAGUCUUGUUGGCAGUGCCUGUAAGAACUUGUUCUCCAUGCAAAUGUUGGUUAAUUACUCUCCAGAGUGGUGGCAGCUUUGUGGUGCUUUGAAGGAUUUCCAACUCUUUUCACUUGCAUGGUCAGCUUGGAUGAUCAGUAACAAGUUAACCAGUUACCCUUAUCAAUAGUCCCAGGAAAUGUAAAUGUACCUGCUCUAACAAAGGAAGAAGCUAAAGAAUAGCAGAAAAUUAUUUCCUUUCACUCCAGUGGUGUGUUGUCAAAAGCAAUAAAAAUGCCUGUUGAGAAAAGAAAGUGGUUUGUUUCUUUAAAGAGAGACAAAUUCUCCUAAGGACAAAUGGGCUGAGUCUCACAUCUGCUCAUAUAAGGGAAAAUGCUCCUUAGAACCUGUAGAGAUGGGGAGUAGCUGCUUUCUGUCCUCCCUUUUGUUCCCUUGCAGCUUUUCUCCACAUCCAGCUCCAGGACAGCUGCUCAGGCAGGGAAAGCUGUGCUCCAGAUCCUCAGCUCUGCUCUCCAGCAGCUCCAGGGUACACACAAGGUGCUGCACACCUCCAAACCAGGGAAGGAAGCUUUCCCCACUCCAAGGUAUUCCAAGUUCACCUUUCCAUGCUUCUUUUUUUAUAUUGCUUGCUGUGACCCUGCUUCUGAACUCCUGGCAAUUACAUCUGAGGAAAAGAUUUAGGUGGUGCUGUUGGGAAGAGUAAUGGUUAGUUGUAAGGACAGAUGGAUGUGGGGAAUUGAUGCCUAUAGCCACAGAUUCCCUGCCAGUGAUCAGCAGCCUGGUUGUAAGAUAAUAAAGUGACCAUCCUGGCCAGGGACAACUUGGGAAUA